Messenger RNA from Lindgomyces ingoldianus, 1256 nucleotides. RefSeq lists its product as uncharacterized. The record is from RefSeq and is a predicted model, not a curated record. Bases 92 to 1216 code for a protein of 374 amino acids. The transcript is spliced from 3 exons. NCBI's taxonomy places the organism in Eukaryota, Fungi, Ascomycota, Dothideomycetes, Pleosporales, Lindgomycetaceae.
UCCUCCUCAAACUCGAAGUGUAGAAUAUUUUGAGCCUCGAACUACUAUCCUAUCGUAUUCUGGCUGCUUGCACCACAUACACACUGCGGAGAUGAUCGGUCUUUGGUCUUUUAAUUCUCACUUGCUAGGCGAUCAAUUUCACGAUCAUUAUGCGGUUGCAAGGAUCGCUCUGAACAUCAUCUUCUUUUGUACCAUCGUCUAUGCCUCAGCUACCCAGCCGAGCAGCUCUGUACGGGGUGCUCCCUUCAAUCAGAUUCGAUUUGGCACCUUCGCAUUGCUCGGUUCAUAUGUUUUGUUGAUCAUAGGCCUGUUUCUGCAUGAGACACGCAUCAAAAUGCCCUUCGGAUUUGUGCUUUACGACUGGUUCACUGAGGUUCUCAGAGUCUCCGCCAAUGUGCUCAUUCCUGCAGGCGCACACGCUGUCGUGACACGACUGCUUGGGUGGAUGGGGCCGUCUGCGAAAUGGUGGGCUUUUGUAGGAGAUUUCUUUGUCCUGACCGCGAGGAUUAUGGCAUUGUACUAUCUAGGCAGCUUGCUCGCGCACCAGGUUCUCUGGCUUCAAGUGGCACAGGUCGACACGGUACAGACGAUUAUGGUGCGGAAGAACCAGUUUGAUGUGGCAUUCUCUAUUUUACUCUGGAUCCUAGCCUUCUUCAUUCUCUUCGAGGCGGCUGUGGCACUGUGGGGAGACUGGAGAGGGGAAAAGGAUCGUGCAGCAAUCCCACGGUACUAUUACCAUGCCAUAGGCGCUUCACUGGCCCUUUGGGUACGAACACUUGCUGAGCUAAUCAUUGUGGUUCGCUUUCACCUCAAGCAGCAUCUGCUGCUCCGCGAUACGGCACUCUCCAGGGACACGGUCUUCGGCCUGUUUACCGUCAUCUUCCUCUUCCUGAUUGUACGCGUCUUUCAGGAUUCUUCUAGGCAUAUUGAUUGCGCUCCUCUCUUGACCAAGAUGCAAGAGGAAACUCGUCUGCAUAUUGUCCGACAAGCUCAACAUCCGACGAACCCAAACGGUGUUGCGCCUUCGAUGGAAUCAAUCCUGCAGGCGAUAGGGCGUAAUCCAACCGCCUCUCUCUCCUCCCAAACAAACACCGAUCUCAACAAUAUGCCAGUGAGUGUGAAGCAGGACUAUCUGGAUGGUUUGGUAGAGUAUCUGACGGAGUUGAGAAGAAGGCACGGCGCCUUGAAAGGAGUGAACUUUGCAAGGGAGUUUUGAGCUUGUAUUUGUAGAUCCAAGUCGGCAGCGAAGAGCAAAU